Messenger RNA from Nannospalax galili (Upper Galilee mountains blind mole rat), 1719 nucleotides. RefSeq lists its product as uncharacterized. The coding region runs from base 1155 to 1622 and encodes 155 amino acids. The record is from RefSeq and is a predicted model, not a curated record. The transcript is spliced from 2 exons. Lineage: Eukaryota; Metazoa; Chordata; Mammalia; Rodentia; Spalacidae.
CUUACUGAGACAAGACUAGGCUGAGUUGCCCAGACCCGACUUGAGCCUGCACUCUACUGCCUCAGGCUCCCAAACUGCUGGGUUUACAGGCUGACACCAUCAGGCCCAGCUCAUGCAACGUAUUAAUGAUGUCACCUUAGGAAAGAUCUUCCCUUGAACUCUUAAAGUUCCACCAGUCACCCCUGCACAGGGUCAACCACAUUAGUUAACAGAACUCAGUUCUGUCAAUUUGAAAUUUAAUCAGUCAGUGAAAUUUAAUCCCUCAAUAGGCCAAAAUUACAGUAAUAUAAAAUGCCUGAAACAAAUUCUUUAAGAAACAUCAUUUACAGUUCGUCAGUUUGAAAUGUCAUUAAACCAGCCACUACCGACAAUGCUUUACCUAUGUAUGGAUUACUCCAUUAUACAUCUAUAGUAUCCCCAUAAUUGCGUCAAUGUAAUUCAAUUAUUGGUUAUAACCCUAUGGAUAGUCACACCUAAAACUUUUAGUCUGAAAAGGAAAAAAAUGCUAAAAAUGCCUGCCAGCAUUAUUUCAUUUUAUCGACUGCACUUCUCGCUGACAUUGUUUCUCUCCCUAGUAUAACGUUCAACGCAGGCAGGAAGUGGGGUGUCUGGGAUGGAUUCCCAUGUCUAGAAAACAUGACUCAUAGUAAGGUCUUUUAACUAGGGAGUCCUAACAGAAAACAGUACACAGGAGUCUUGAGUUAAUGCGUUCAAAUCGCACUGCUACAAUUUCAAGCUUCUAAUGUAUUACUUCUUCAUUAUCAUUAGAUACACAUCCAAAAUGAAAACAAACUAGAAACCUGUCACUUGCUAGUUUCGCUCCAAGAAUAACUUGGCUCAGGGCAAAACUCGCACACUGCACUCAACAAUGAAGACAUAAAGGAAAGUUUUUGCACUGUCUUCCAACUCAAGCUUAGCGCAGACACUUGGAUGAGCAUGGGUGAAGGACCCAUCCAAACGGAGGGGGGGAGGUCUUCCGGCGCGAUUCCUUCCACGUGCCCAGCUCCUGCAAUUCGGCCCACGUGGACAGGCUCCCACGGGAAGGCGUCCUCGAGAAGCCACAGGAAGCCCUUCCACGUCACGCCAGGCCUGGCCCGGAGCCUGCAGGGCUGGGCGUUUGGGGACCCCCCCUACCCCACGAGGGAAGAGCGAGGAUGCCCGGCCCGGAGCUGGCCGCCCAUCUGCCAUCGCUGCCCGCCGCCCUCCACCCGCGAACAAAGCCCGCGGCCGCCCCACGCGGACUUCGACCGUUUCGGGACCCCACGCGCCCGCCUUUUCCGUUGGCCGGGCAGGCGAGCGGUGCGUCCGUUAAGACUCCCGCGGCCGCCCGGGAUCCGCGCGCCCAGCACGCUGCACAGCCGCGGGGACCAAUCUCGGGAUGCCGCCGCCUCCCGCCCGGGUCCGCCCAGCGGUCGGACAGCCGCCCUCCGCCCCGCACCGCCCAGCGGCCACCGAAGCGGCCCGUGAGGCCCACCCGGAUCCCCGCAGUAGGCCACCGAGCGCGAGGUCGCGGCCGCCGCCCGGAGCGCACUCGGCUCGCCGCGACCCCCACGAGCCGGCCACGGCGCGCCGUGCUCCGCUCGCCGCCGCCUGCAGCAGCUACGGACACCCCGUGGCCCUAGCCCCGCGGGCCCCGGCCCCGUCGCCCCCGGCUCUGUCCUCCCGGCCUUCCCCCCUGCCGUCCCGGGACUCGCAGGCUCCGCCGCGCACGGGGCCGGU